AUGACAAACUCGGAUAAGAUAACCGUCAAUCGCGCCAUUGAUGAUGCGACGCAUGCUAAUGAUGCUACAAUUGGGAACCUCAAAAUUGACAAAGAUGUUGGGAAAGCUAUGAGAAAGGCCGUGAAAAAGUUCAAAGAGCCUAAUGCUACUUGCUCCAAAUCCCAUUUAAGACUACACUCCCUUACUCACAAGAAGGAUCUUGUUCCUACCUUGGAUGCGAAGAAUGAACUAAUAAGGAAAAGGGAGAAAGAUAACUCCCAUACUUCUAAGAAAAAGAGCAAGCUUGAGCUUAAGAAGAACAAACAAAAGUCUGAAAGGAAACCUGUAUGCAAGACUUGCAAGAAGCGCCAUUACGGGAAAUGCAGAUUUAAAUCUCAACCUCUACCUUGUGGGAUCUGCAAAUCAAGUGAGCAUAAAACGUUGGAUUGCAAGGACAUAAAGGAUGCAGUCUGCUACGGCUGUAACGAGAAAGGCCACAUCAUGACUACGUGCCCUAAAUAUGCCAAAGGAGGCGCGGCUAAGGAUAGAAAGCCUGAGAAUGAAAGCGCUUAA
Molecule: messenger RNA, 552 nt
Organism: Helianthus annuus (common sunflower)
Lineage: Eukaryota; Viridiplantae; Streptophyta; Magnoliopsida; Asterales; Asteraceae
Exons: 1
Coding region: 1-552 (183 amino acids)
Molecular function (GO): nucleic acid binding; zinc ion binding
Source: RefSeq, a predicted model, not a curated record